UCUAAACUAAUAAAUUUCUGUCUUAUUCACAGAAUAUCGAAUGAUUUUACUUGGAAACAUUACACUAUUGGAUGAUGGAUGACAUCCACACUCUUGUAUGAAUGGUAUUUAUUGUACUAUUAACCGCUUUCGCAGCGGUAUGUGGGGCAGGAAGAAUAGACGCAAGCUUCCUACCACCAAUAUCGGCCAAAUCCAUUGGAGGUAGCGCUGGUGGCUUGCAAGUUUCCCUCGAUGGAUCCGCCCAAGGUGCUGCUGGACUACCCACUGGUAGCUUCACAAAUGACGCCCAAGGAGUGGUGGUAGACGCAGCAAGUCCUGGAACCAGGACAUCAGGCGCUGAACCAUCUGGUUUAGGAGGACCAAGAGCUUCUUAUGGUUCGACAAACUCUAAAGUAGGAGAUGCUGCAUUCACAGGAUCUGUAGCUAGUCCUCUUGCAAGGAUAGCGCCUGGCUUUGGUUCCAUUGUGGGAUUAGAAGAUUCUGAGAAAGUCAGUGGCAAUGCAUUGAAGAUUGCCAGCAAUGCAGUAGAUACCUUCAGUUAUGGAUUUGAGACUGACAAUGGAAUUUCUGUUGGUGAGGACGCUGUUGCUCAGGAUGGUGUUAAUGCAGGAGGAGCUGUCGGCCAUGUUAAUAUUGGCUCAUACGAGGAAGGUGGUGCAAGCGCCGGAGCAGCUCUUAAUAACGUGAAACCUAUUGCAAGUGCAGGAGCUACGUCCAGUGGACUUUUUGCCAGCCAGGGUAGUCAAGCGCAAAGACCUUCAUCUGGUAUACUUGUUGGAACUUAUAAUGCUGCUUCUGAUGCAGUACAAUCCCAGGAUCUUAAUAAAGAGCAUAGGGGGGCUGGAAUUUCUGGAAGUGGCCUUUCUUUUGGAAGUCAGUCCAGUAAUUCUGCGUCUGCCCAAGCCAGUCAGGGUUUGGUCAGUUCUCAAGGUGCCCAAGUAGUUUCGUCUCAAUCGACUGAAAAUAGAUUUGGUGAAGGUUCAAAGAAGUCUGAGGGUUCUUAUUCUCAAACUGGUUUUGGAAGUGGAUCUCUAAUUAAAACACCCAGCUUCGAUGGUUUAUCUGGUUCCUCGGCUGGAAACUCUGCUUAUAGUUCAGCUGUUGUGAGUGGAUCUGGUAGCGCCAGUGCUUUUGCUUCCACUGGUUCUUCAGGUUUUGGGCUGAAGAAUGAAAAACCAUCUGCGAACUUUGGGUUAUCUAGCCAGUUUGCACAAGGUUCAAAAUCUGAUUCCACGGUUGGUGGAUCGUUCUCUGCUCCUGCUGUUGCUUCAGCGUCUGCUUCUGUAUCAGGAGUUCAGAAAGGACAACAGAGCAUCUCUCAAAAUGUUGGCUCUUCAGUACCUAGUUCUCCUAUACCAAUCUCCACUAUUGACUUAGAAGUUAAUGAACCUUCCAGUGCUUCUGCAUCUGCUUCUGCUUCUGGAAGUCAGUAUAGUUCAAUUCAAUCAAAUGAACAGAAAUCUGAAUCUGAUUCAUUCUUAAAUAGAUUCGGAGAAGGCCAGCAGUCUGGUAUCAGCCAAGGAUCAACUGUGUCCACUCAAGCCGGAGCUUUUGAUCCCACAAUUACACAAGAGCAGGGAGCUGACUACUCAUACUUCUACAAACAACCAUCUAAACCUUUUAUCACCCCACCUAAGAGUACUAGUUUUGGUCAGGCAAUUCCUGUUGGCGUGUUAACUGACAGCCACAGCUCUUCGUCUUACAGUGGUAUUACUCAAGCAGCUGUAUCUCCUUUCACUUCAACAACUACACGAUUUGGUACUCAAUCUAGUCAAGUUGAUUCCAAACCUUCGGUUGGAUCUUCAGUAUCUGGUCAGCAAAGUUCUAUUGGAUUUGGAUUAACUGGGUCUAACAUUGGUCAGAAACCCACUAUUCAAAGUCAGACACAAUUCAGUCAAUCAUCUGUUAGCCAAACUUCUGAUAGUGCGCUGUCACCAACCCAACAAUAUCAAGGUACAAUUUACCAGUACAAUAAGCCAGCUGUUUCUUUAUCUGCACAAGAUAACAAGGUUUCUUCUAGCUCAUACCAAUCAGGCAGUCAGUCUUCUUCUGGACAAAUAGUAGGACAGAAACCAACUGUUACUGCACAAACAUCUGGCUCUAAUUACCAACAAUCACAAUCAGGAUUUGGUACCCAAUUUGGUCAAAAGGUACAAUCUGUAACUUAUACCCAACAAACUGUACCGACUAUUAGUCAGACUUCUUUUGUCCAGAAACCGGUUGUAACUUCACAAGUAAGUUCAUUUGGUUUGAAACCACAAACAACCCAGGGAUCUAGUUUUACUUCUAACACUUACUCUGUGUCUGGAACCAGACCAAGCAACUCUCCGGUUGGCUCAGUUCAAUUUGGAUCAACUGAAACUCGAUUCGGACAAAGUUCUCAAUCCAACGUAGGUAGUAACGUUGGUGUUAGUUCUACAACCGCUAAACCCUUCGGUUCUACAUAUCAACAAGCUCAGUUUGGAUCAUCUGGAUCUCAAUUUAGUCAAAAACCACAAACAACUCAGGGAUCUAAUUUUACUUACACCCAAAGCCAGGUCUCUAGUAAGAAACCUUCGUUUACUUUUGGUUCUCAGUUAGGUCAAACUUCUCAGAAAAACCAGGGUUCCUACCAACAAACUCAAUUUGGAUCUAGUGGAUCUCAGUCCACUUUUGGACAAACAUCCCAGUUUGGCAGUAAACCCACUACCACUCAAUUUGGCUCAAGCGUCUCUCAAUUCGGACAAAAUACACAAUCAUCGCAAGGUUUGGUUUCAACAACUGCAAAACCUUUCUCCCAGAAACCAUUCGGUUCUCAACAAGUUCAGUUCGGUUCUACUGGUACGCAAUUCGGUUCUACUGGUACUCAAUUCGGUUCUACUGGUACUCAAUUCGGUUCUACUGGUACUCAAUUCGGUUCUACUGGUACUCAAUUCGGUUCUACUGGUACUCAAUUCGGUUCUACUGGUACUCAAUUCGGUACCAAGCCACAAACCACACAAGGCUCUAGUUUUACCUCAAAUACGUACACUCAAACUCAAUCGUCUCAGUUUGGAAAGAAGCCUAUUAGCACAGUGCAGACAACGUUCCAGCAAUCUCAGUUUGGUCAAAAUAAGGAUUCCGUGAUAUCCUCAACUACCGCUAAACCUUCAUUCAGCCAAAAACCUUUUGGCUCUUCAUACCAACAAACUCAGUUUGGAGUAACUGGUUCCCAAUUCACUCAAAGCCAGUCCAACAAAGGUAAUGUGGUUUCUACGACCUUCAAACCAGUACUUAGUCAGACUUCAUCCGGUGCCACAUCUCAACAAUUUGGAUCAAGUGGUUCUCAGUAUGGUGUUGGUUCUCAGUUGAAUAAAGGCUCAAGUGUGGUGUCCACUACUGCAAAACCUGUAUUUAGCCAAACAUCAUAUGGUUCAUCUUCCCAGCAGAGCCAAUCCGGAUCCACUGGCUUCCAGUUUGGACAAAACAACAAAGGCUCAAGCGUAGUUUCAACUACAGCUAAACCUGUGUACACCCAAACAUCUUUCGGUGUCACAUCUCAGCAAUUUGGAUCAAGCGGUUCUCAAUUUGGUAGUGGUUCACAGCAGAACAAAGGGUCAAGUGUGGUGUCAUCUACAUACAAACCAAUAGUCAGUCAGACAUCCUUCGGGUCCACCUCCCAACAGUUUGGUGUUAGCGGUUCUCAAUUUGGUAGCGGUUCACAGCAGAACAAAGGCUCAAGUGUUGUGUCGUCUACGUACAAACCCACAGUCAGUCAGACAUCUUUCGGAUCUACCUCUCAGCAGUUUGGUGUAAGCGGUUCUCAAUUUGGUAGCGGUUCACAGUUAAACAAAGGUUCAAGUGUAGUUUCGUCUACGUACAAGCCCAUCGUCAGCCAGACAUCCUUCGGUUCAUCAUCCCAGCAGAACCAAUUCGGAUCCACUGGCUUCCAGUUUGGACAAAAUUCCCAAAACAACAAAGGGUCAAGCGUAGUUUCAACUACAGCUAAGCCUGUUUACACCCAAACAUCUUUCGGUGUCACAUCUCAGCAAUUUGGAGCAAGUGGUUCUCAAUUUGGUAGUGGUUCACAAUCAAACAAAGGCUCUGUAGUUUCUUCUUCAUACAAACCAACCCUUAGCCAGACAUCAUUCGGUUUUGCAUCUCAACAAUCUGGAUCAAGUGGUUCUCAAUUCGGAGUUGGUUCUCAGGUAAACAAAGGGUCCAGUGUAGUUUCUACUACGUUCAAACCAACCUACAGUCAGUCAUCCUUUGGUUCUGGAACUCAACAAUCUGGAUCAAGUGGUUCUCAAUUCGGAGUUGGUUCCCAGGUAAACAAAGGCUUUGUAUCGACCACCUCUAAGCCGGUAGUUGCUCAAACUUCGUUCGGUUCUAAUUAUCAACAAACACAGUUUGGAUCAAGUGGUUCUCAGUUCAACAAGGGUUCAAAUGUGGUUUCUUCUUCAUACAAACCAACAAGUAGCCAGACGACUUUCGGUUCCACAUCCCAGCAGUUUGGAUCAUCUGGUUCUCAGCUAAACAAUGGCGUUGUGUCGACCACUUAUAAACCAACAGUUGUUCAAACUUCAUUUGGAUCUUCUUCCCAGCAAACCCAGUUUGGGUCCAGUGGUUCUCAAUUUGGAGUAGGUUCUCAGCUUAACAAAGGAUCAAAUGUGGUUUCUUCUACAUACAAACCUACAUUUAGCCAAACAUCUUUCGGUUCCGGAUCUCAACAAUCUGGAUCAAGUGGUUCCCAAUUUAGUAUCGGUUCUCAACAAAACAAAGGUUCAAAUGUGGUUUCUUCUUACAAACCGACAUUUAGCCAGACAUCCUUCGGUUCCACAUCUCAACAGUUUGGAUCAUCUGGUUCCCAGCUAAACAACGGCGUUGUGUCGACCACUUAUAAACCAACAGUUGUUCAAACUUCUUUCGGGGCUAACAACCAACAAGUUGGAUCAAGUGGUUCUCAAUUUGGUUUCGGUUCUCAACAGAACAAAGGCUCAAAUGUGGUUUCGUCUACAUAUAAACCAACAUUUAGCCAGACAUCCUUCGGUUUUGGAUCUCAACAAUCUGGAUCAAGUGGUUCUCAACUAAACAACGGCAUCGUAUCGACUACUUCCAAGCCAAUAGUUGCUCAAACUUCAUUCGGCUCCCAACAAACACAGUUUGGAUCAAGCGGUUCUCAAUUCGGCCUUAGUUCUCAGUCAAACAAAGGUUCCAGUGUAGUUUCAACGACGUUUAAGCCAACAAUUAGCCAGACUACUUUCGGUUCCACAACCCAACAGUUUGGGUCAUCUGGUUCUCAGCUAAACAACGGUGUAGUUUCAACCACCUCCAAACCGAUAGUCAGUCAGACAUCGUUUGGUUCUGGAUCUCAACAAUUUGGAUCAAGUGGCUCCCAAUUCGGAGUAGGGUCUCAGGUAAACAAAGGUUCUAAUGUAGUCUCGAUAACAUCGAAACCAAUAAUUAGCCAGACUACUUUCGGUUCCACAACCCAACAGUUUGGGUCAUCUGGUUCUCAGCUAAACAACGGCAUCGUAUCAACCACCUCUAAACCAAUUGUUGCUCAAACUUCAUUUGGUUCUUCUUCACAGCAAACACAGUUUGGAUCUACUGGUUCUCAAUUCGGAUUUGGUUCUCAAUCCAAUAAAGGCUCUAAUGUGGUUUCAAGUGUAUCCAAACCAACAUUUGGUCAAGGAUCCUUCGGUUCAACUUCUCAAGGUAGUCAAACUGGAUUAUCUGGUUUCCAAUUUGGUCAAAACUCACAAGUAAAUAAAGGUUCAGGUGUAGUAUCUUCAGUAUCAAAACCAUCAUUGGUCCAAACAUCGUUUGGAUCCACUGGUACACAAUACGGUUUCAGUUCUCAACAGAAUCAAAAUUCCGGUGUGGUCUCAACUACAAUCAAGCCAAUUGAAUCAACUGUUUCUCGGUUUGGUGAGAAGCCCCAAACUGUAGUUUCAACUGUUGUUUCUUCCGUACAAAAACCUGUUUCAACUCAAAGUGGUUCUUUCUUCCAACAAUCACAAUCUGAAUCAUCUGGAUCUCAGUUUGGUGUAAACCAACAGUCGCUUGAAGGUCAGGCUGUGCAAACAUCACAGUUUGGAUUAUCAGCCCAAAAUGUAGGAUCUAGCGCCCAAGUAGGAUCUGUGAGUGGUUCACAAUAUGCCCAGCAAGGUACCGUAGGUUUGACUGAAACUCGUUUUGGCCAGAAUUCACAAGUUAAUGUUCCCGGUGUUACCACUAUUUCCCAGGUUGCACAACCUGGUCAAAAACCUUUUGGUACAUCAACUGGACGCUUUGAAAUUAAGCCACAGUCUCAGGCUAGUGCAUUUGCUUCAAGUUCUAGUGGAAACGUAAUUCCAUUCGGUAUUUCACAAGUAGGACAGGUUUCUAAAUAUCAACAAACUACUCAAACCCAGAAACCAUUUGUCAGUUCUUUUUCACAGAACUUUGACAAGUCUGGAAGUCAGUUUGGUCAAACUGUACAAUCUAACGUUGGUAGUGGACAAUUUGGACUGGGACAGAAGCCUUUCGGCUCUCAAUUGACUCAAACAGUUUUCCAACAGGCACAAUCCAUCCAGGGUAAGAAGCCUACUGACAGUUCUCAGAGCUCAUCAUUUCAGGUUGGUCAGACUAUUGUAAACCAGCCUAUUCAGACUGUACAGACCGUGCAGAGUGUAGCUGGUCAGUCCACGCAAGGUUCUCUUGGCAAUGCUCAGUCUGGUAUCUACAACUACCAGAAGCCACAAUCCGUUGUGACUACCUUAUUUGGAGGUGAACAAGGUCAAAAAGUACAGGAAGAGCAAGUUAACUUUAACUCAGUUGUUUCUACUGUGCAGACUCCAAUCAGUGGUGAACCACUCAGUGCUUUCGGUGUCUCAACUCAACAGUCAUCACAGUCUAACGUAGGAUCUUCUCAAUUUGUUGUACAACCAUCGAAAUCAAGUCAAAUUACUGGUCCGAUUGUACAAACUACUUUCAACCAGUUGAGUGGUCAACCAUUCCAACCAUCCACCCAGGGUUCUAUUGUGCAAAGCCAGAGCUCAGGGGUUUCCACUUCUCAGUUUGCAGUCCAGCCUUCGAAACCAGCUGCAAUUAACUAUUUUAGUGGACAGCCCUUCCAGUCAGUGUCAUCUCAAGGAUCUAGUUCUGGAAGCCAGACGAUCAUUGGAUCAGUUCCACAGUACACCAUUACUCCUUCUCAAGGUGUUCUGCUCAGCUCCCAAGGCCCUAGUCAAUCUCAAUUCAGCGUUGAGAGUGUUAAGCAAAGUGUUGUUAGCUCGAACGUUCCCAGCUUCCCAUCUAGAUUAAAUUCCAACGUAGGCCAGUCUAGUUUUGGUGUAUCUUCACUCCAGAGUCCAAUCAUUCCAGUUCCAGGGUAUGAAAUCCAAACUGGUUCUAAUGGAUUUGUAGGAUUUGAGGAAUUCGGAGGUCCCAGAGACCCUCCCACGUUUGAUGAUAAAACUGGAUAUCAUUAUUGAACAGUGCCAUAGACUGGAUUUGUAAUUGAAGUUGGAAAUGUAAAUGAACUGCUAGAAACUGUCAAAAUUAAUAUUCAAGUAUGCAGUAGUAGUGUAAAAUGUCAAAGAGGUAUUUUGGAAAAUAGGAAUUGUGUUAUGUAAGCUUUGUUGGAUGUUUUGGCAGUUUUUAGAAGAUCGUAUUAUUUUAUAAGUAAAAUGUGAAAUGUAAAACGUUGUUAUGAAAUGAAAUGAAUAAAAAAUUAAGCAUUUAAAUUGUGAAAAAUAAAUGUUUAAAUAAAUUAUUAAAAUGUAAAUAAUAAA
Messenger RNA from Spodoptera frugiperda (fall armyworm), 7736 nucleotides. Its product is annotated as mucin-19. NCBI's taxonomy places the organism in Eukaryota, Metazoa, Arthropoda, Insecta, Lepidoptera, Noctuidae. The record is from RefSeq and is a predicted model, not a curated record. The transcript is spliced from 3 exons. The coding region runs from base 102 to 7436 and encodes 2444 amino acids.